Dentiscutata erythropus is the source of this 1329-nucleotide messenger RNA. The record is from the annotation of a GenBank genome assembly. Lineage: Eukaryota; Fungi; Glomeromycota; Glomeromycetes; Diversisporales; Gigasporaceae.
GUAAUGAGUAAAGAAAAUAAAUGGGUUGAUAAAUUAGAAGAUAUAGAUUCAAAGUAUCAGAAAAAAUAUGCCAAGUCUCUUUGGCCGCCUACAGAUGUAGGUAAACUUAACCUAGAAAGAUGCAUGCGGAUAUAUCCUCACUUUCAGGAUACUGGUGCCUUUUUCAUUGCGGUGCUUCAAAAGACAGGCCCAAUAACUGACAUUAGUUCUAUAGAUGGUUCAGCGUCGAAUAAGAACGCUUGUGAUACAGAAGAUGCAUCAGUCGCUGAAGCUAAUGAAAAUGACAUUCAAAAUUUUUAUGAAGAAACUGACAUGCCAAAUGAUCCAGACGCAACAAUAGUUGAUGAUCUAUCAAUUAAUGUAGCUGUAGAUAAUUUACAUGUAAUCCCCAUAAAGAGACAUAAUGUUGAUUCUUCCAAACAUGAAUCACAUAAAUGCCCAAAGGUUGAAAAGCUCGAAACAAAAAUAGAACCUGAUGAAGAUGAUAAUCAGAUGGGAUCUAAACAUGAAUCACAUAAAUGCUCAAAGGUUGAAAAUCUCGAAAUAAAAGUAGAACUUGAUGAAGAUGAUAAUCAGAUGGGAUCUAAACAUGAAUCAAAUAAAUGCCCAAAGGUUGAAAAGCUCGAAACAAAAAUAGAACCUGAUGAUGAUGAUAAUCAGAUGGGAUCGCAAAAACAAGCGUGCGAAGAACCUUUUAUUUUUUUGGAUCCAGAUGAUGCGGUUAUCUCUCAGAUCAGAGAAUAUUAUGGAUUAUCCCAUGAAUUUCCAACAGAUCAAUUGCUUGUUCGAUCAGUAAAUGAGAGAAACAAGAUCUUGUAUUUUGUGUCUGAACCUGUUAAACGAGUAUUGCAGGCACCCGAUUGUCAUCGAUUAAGGGUAGUAAACUCUGGAAUAAAAGUGUUUACCCGACAAGAAGCCAAUGAACCAAUAAAAUGCGAAUUUCGUUUUAAUGCUGAGGGUAUAAUAAUGAUAUAUCCUUACAUAUCCAAAAAGAGAGUGGUGAAUUUUAAAUUAGAAGAUCUUAAAAUAUUAUUGUCAGAACCAACCCCGCUUUUAGAUCGAUUUGAUGAAAAAAUUAAAAAAAAGUUGAAGGAAUUAGAUAUGGGGUGUAUAAUUGCCUAUGUUGAUCCAUGUGAAGAACGUGAUGCAAUUAUAUUACCUGUCUGGAGAGCUGCGGUAUCUCUAAAUCUAUUAUAUCGAAAAGAAGAACGAAGGUUUGUUUGUAAAUUCAUGUACGAUAUCUUGUUAGAUGGUAAUAUUGCUAACUAUAAUUCUUCAUAUUUGAUGUUCAGAGUAUUGGAAUUAAGAGUUUCGAAUUUUUACCAAUAA